Messenger RNA from Xenopus laevis (African clawed frog), 650 nucleotides. Its product is annotated as lymphoid-specific helicase-like. The transcript is spliced from 6 exons. The coding region runs from base 108 to 626 and encodes 172 amino acids. NCBI's taxonomy places the organism in Eukaryota, Metazoa, Chordata, Amphibia, Anura, Pipidae. The record is from RefSeq and is a predicted model, not a curated record.
UUUUUUUUGGUUUGUUUCAGACACAAAAACAAAGUUCUGCAAAUGAAGAGAAAACAGGUGGUAGAAAGAAAAGUAAAAGAGAAGAAAACUACAAUAUUUCAGAUGUUAUGUCCAAGGAGGAAAUUUUGUCUGUAUCAAAGAAGAGCAAGCUAGAACAUGAGGAUGAAAGCUACUCCAGCAAAUUAACAAGUGAAGAAAUUGAAAAAAAUGGAGAUUCCAACAGCACUAUAAAAGACAGACUGUCACAGACUAUGCUUUGGGAGAAUGGUAUCAAUGGCAUAUUGGCUGAUGAAAUGGGCCUAGGAAAAACAGUCCAGUGCAUUGCUACUAUAUCCAUGAUGGUUGAAAGAGGCGUUCCAGGGCCAUUCUUUGUUUGUGGACCUUUGUCUACCCUCCCUAACUGGAUGUCUGAAUUUAAACGGUUUUCUCCAGAGAUUCCUGUUCUUUUGUAUCAUGGAAAUGCCCAGGAGAGGCGUCAGCUGGCAAGGAAAAUUAAUAAACGUGAAGGAUCUCUGCAGAUUUUUCCAGUCGUAAUAACGUCAUUUGAGAUAGCCAUGAGGGAUCGUCAGGUUCUGCAGGUAAUUUGUGGUAGUGUUUGGGUCUGUGGAUUUUGUAUGGGCUUAUAAACGUACAUAACAUGAACCUGUUUG